Messenger RNA from Paramormyrops kingsleyae, 5286 nucleotides. The record is from RefSeq and is a predicted model, not a curated record. NCBI's taxonomy places the organism in Eukaryota, Metazoa, Chordata, Actinopteri, Osteoglossiformes, Mormyridae.
UAUAUAUAAUAAUGUAACAGUGGAUUGCCACACACUCUUGUCAAGUCCCUUUGAGCAACUUUCUUGCUAAAGGCGCUAUAUGCAAAGCUCAAAUGAAUUGAAUAAAUGUUUUACAUUCACAGAUGAAGAAUCUACAGUUACUGCCCGCGGCUGUGUAUUACUCUGGACAGUGAUCAGCCGAAGCCCCGCCAUUUAUUUACGUCGCCGAACAUUUCGCAGCCUCAUUGGCUCGCAUUUCCGCACCGCUUCGGCUAUUGGCCGUCAAUCGCGUCUGUCAUCGUGAGAGGCUGAAACUGCCGUUCGCAAACACCAUAGGUUCAGGUUGACGCCAGGUGCUGGAAUGAGGAAGGCUGAACAUGGACUCGGAAUGACAGUGGUUUAAGCGAGAGCUGCCGGGAAGCAACCGAAACAAAGAGGCAGAGAAAUGAAACGCGUCACGGUUGCCUUUUACAGCUGUGUCCUGGGGCUCCUGGGGAUGGGGCUCCGGGAGCUGAUGUGGGGAUUCGAGGAGAACAGAUGCAGCAUGACCUAUAUGUUCGAGUACCCCGAAUACCGGCGUGUACAGCUUCCCCGGCGUGUGGCAAAUCAUUACCCAGGAUACGGGCUCUACCUGUACGGAGAGGGUGCCUAUGCCCAGGAAACCCGGGGGCUGAAACUCAGUGGCGCCCCCGUGCUGUUCCUACCUGGAAACGCAGGCAGUUACAAGCAAGCGAGGUCCCUGGGCUCAGUAGCUCUCCGGAAAGCAGAGCGCAUGGCUGGCAGGAUCCACCUGAACGUGUUCACAGUGGAUUUCAGAGAGGAGUUGGUGGCCCUCUAUGGGGGUAGCCUCCAGAGACAGACACACUUCUUACACGAGAGCAUCAAGGCCAUACUCCGCCUCUACAAGAAUCAGCCCCACCCCCCGCGCAGUGUGGUGCUGGUAGGCCACUCCAUGGGCGGCGUGGUCGCCCGGGCUCUCUUCACCCUGCCUCGCUUCGACCCCACACUGGUCAGCCUGAUCCUGACCCAGGCUUCACCUCAUCAGGCCCCUGUGUUAGCGCUGGACGCUGACCUGCUAGAUUUUUACUCCACAGUUAGGAGACAUUGGUGUGGGGGGACGGAGGAGCUCCGCAAUGUGACGGUGCUGUCUGUUGGGGGGGGGCACAGGGAUUACCAGGUACGCUCUGGCCUGACCACCCUGCCCUGCCCCCAGGGAGACCCCAGCAAGCUGUCCAUGGUGACCACUGCUGUGCCCAGGACCUGGGUGUCCACAGACCACCUGUCCAUCGUGUGGUGCAAAGAGCUGGUUCUUGCCACUGUGAGGGCCUUCUUUGAUCUCAUUGACCCAGACACAAGACAGUUCACCGAGGACCAGCAACGCAGAAUGGCUGUGCUGAAGCAUCACUUCAUCAGGCACCCGAUGCGGCUUUUGGAAGAGCAGCACGACACGGCGGUCUCCUUGCUAUCAGGCCCUGCUGAGGCGUGGACAGAGGUGAACACCCUGAGGCUGCUGUACAGCGCGCCCAAGGAGCCCAGGGUGAAGUACUUCCUGUUCGCCCUCUCUGGCCGCAGGAAGGCUUACAGCCACUUCCACUGUCGGAGCAGCAGUCUGGAGAUGAGCAGCUGGCUGUAUGGCUGCACCCAGAUGAACACCUCCUUUUGCGUGCAGGCUAUAGACCUGUCCUGGGGGACAGAACUGCUGCCCGCCUAUAAGGUAGUGACAGUGAGGCUCAGUGACCUGUCCUCGGUGUCCCACCUGGUCAUCGCCGCCUCUAACCUUGCUGGUAAUCAGUUCAGUGUGGAGUGCGAGUGGCUCAAUUUGGACUCCAGGACGGUGUCCACGCCCGUGCCGCACGUCCUCUCCCUCGGUCUGACCGUCAGUGACGUCACUCUCAACUCCACUGGGCUUCUGCACACCGUGUGGCUGGAGAACUUUCACCAGGUCUAUCAGGCUUUCAGAAUCACCAUUAUGAGCCAGUGCAAAACCGCCAAAGACCGCCUGCCCAGCGUUUACAGACUGUCCGUGCCCUGGUUCAGGGAGGGUUUUUUCACUGCAGCCAGUGUGCCCUCAGUAACAGAGAUAGCUGCCAUGCUACACACUAGCCGACCUGAUAACACAUCCAGUGUCCUCCUACAGCUCCACACUGCCCCUAAUUGCCAGUACAAGGUGUCAGUGAGGACCUCUUUCCCCAAGGUGCUGGGCCAGAUGCUCCGUUACUGUGGUCCAACCCUUCCGUCCUACACUGCGGUGGGCUUGUUGCUGGCUUGCGAGAGACAGAUUGAUUCCUUAAUCAGGACAGGUCGUCCGUUGGCCAUGAGCACAGCUGUAGGGGGCGCUGUCCAGCCGCAUAAGGUGGAGAUCCCAGUCUACUUGCUGCAGCUAUUGCUAAGGCUCAGCUGGUUCCGGGACGGCUGGUCCGCCCUGUCGCUGCCCCUGCCAGACGGCCUGCCGGUGUCUACCCUGGAUGGCGCGGGCGGCGUGGACCCAGCGGAGGACUGGAGCCGGCUGCUGGGCCUUGUGCUGCAUGUGCUGGGAGCAGCCGUGGCCUUCUGGGGCAGCGCGCUGUUUCGGCUCACCCUGCGCACACUGUCCCUGAUCAUGGCCCCACUGCACAGACCUUGUUUGUCCAGGCACUGUGGUGUCCUCCAUCCCUGGGCUCAGGUACUGCUCAUCCUGAUCCUGGGGCUGCUGGGACAGGUCACAUGCGGAGCCCUGGCCUUCUCACUGGCCUUCCUGUGCUACCUGUACCGGGUGCUGAGACUGCUCAUGACGCAUAGGACUCUGAAGCACGUCCUCAACUUGGGGCCCCAGCAGCAGAAGGUAGACAAAAGGAGCAGCCCCGUGGAUGAAGACGGUCAUGUGGAUGAAGACGGUCAUGUGGAUGAAGACGGUCAUGUGGAUGAAGACGGUCACGCGGGGACUGCGAAGACCAAUGGGGGCCCCUUGCUAACAGACUUGGUGCUUCAGGAAGUGACAGAUGAUCUGGAACUACACCUGAGCUUGUCUGCGCUGCUAACCCUGCCGUUGGUGUUGAUCAUGCCCUCCAUGAUCCACUGGGCUCGGAGCCUGAGGUACGCCAUCCGGCUGCAGCCUGACCCCUGCUGGCCGCUCACCCUGCCUCUCCUCACCUCCACCAUCCUGCUGAUCAACUGCAGCUGUGUUACUUUCAGACGCAGUAAGCUCCUGGGCCUGGUCCCUCUGCUCCUACCGCCCAUCUGCGUCGCCAUGGCUACCUUCACCUUGCUGCACCUGUACCGCGUAACCCCCCUCCUGUGCGUGGCCCUGAUGCUGCUGCUCCUCUGCAGCCACGUCUGAGUGCCGCGCCCCCCCCCCCCCCCCCCCAGGGGACAGGCUCUCCCACAGUCCCCUGAGUCUCCUGAAAAGGGUUUUGUGGUCCUUUCGUCGGUUCAGGUGUGGUGACAGUGACCUUAAUUUUCAUCAUCGUCUUAUGAUAAGAUAUGAUGAGUUUUGACUGUUAUUAUGUGAAGUACCAUUUUUUGUUAUUAUUUGGAGGUAAUCCAAGCCUUUGGGUCUUAUUUGACCGUCAGUGAAGUGAAGUUCUCCAGUCGGCCUGCUUUUUCUCCUUUACCUCCCCCUCCCCCCUCAGAAGCCCCGCCCCCUUCCCAUCAUUCCCGGGUCUCCGCUCUAUUUUUUGCUGCCAGGCUUUGGGUCCCUUCGCGUGGGUCCUGCAGUGCCAUGAGGGGACUCUCCUGACACUGUAGUGUGUGUGUGUUUUAUAUAAAACAUUAGAGAUGUGUGACAAACACGUGUUAGGGGCCAUGAUCCCUCCCCUUGUCCUCCCACCCUCAGCCACUAGGGGGCAAUAGGAAGCACCCAACUGAUAGAGAGUGCCGUUUUUAUGAUGCGGAGGUCAUUUGCUUCCUACCCUCUGUCCCCGCAGACAGAUGUGAGUUUGUAGGCUAACACUGUCGCCAGCGUGAGUGUGUAUGACGUCUGAACACUGAGCACACCCGCAUGUCUGGACCCGCUACUGGGCCGGUGAAGUUCAGCCACAACCCCCUUCCCUCUGAGGCCUAGCCGACCUCCACUGUGAUAAAGUACACGCCAGUGCCUUCCUGCAGAGAUGCCCCCUCCUACUGAUCUGGUGUGACUGCUGGGGACCCCUCUAGUUUAGCUCGGAGGUUUUUCCUCCAGCAGAGGGCGCUCCUGACUCCAUCCUAAAUAAGUGAGCACAUGGCCGUGAGGGAGUCUGCAUGUCUUAGUGAGAGAUCAGCCAUAGCGCCCCCUUAUCCACCUGCUGGUCCCUCACACCUCAGUGACACACCUGUGUCACCUUCACUGUGAAUGUACCUGUGCGUGCGUGCGUGCGUGCGUGCGUGCGUGCGUGUGUGCGUGUGCAAGCUAAAUAACGUAUCUGUGAUCAGGCCGCAUUUCAGGUACAUGUAUAAAUGUCAAUCAGUAACAAAUCUGUGUAGGCUGAAAUUAGAAAACCAUGCUUUUCGAUGGUGUGAAGUGGUCUUUUUAACCCCUGUAUUGCCACACCACGCUCCUGCUGUACUUUCCACACCAGCUGUCUUUAACAUUACCCAGAGGCCUUUGUGGGCCCGUUCCCAUGGCUGGCAGCCAGGGGGCGCCACGUGACCGUGCUCAGCACCCCCCAGAGGACGGGCUUCACAUCUAGUAGAUGACUGUAGGCCUGUACCAUGUCCGUGUUGCGUAUGGACAUGCGCGACACGCUGAUGUUGUAAAAUGGUGACUUAAAUGUGCGUAUAACUGUGUUUUAAACAGUGUCGGCUGCUUUGGUCUUUUGUUUGGCACGUCCCGUGAAACGCAGCCCGGCGUCACACGCCAAGCCUCGCUCGCCCAUCGGUAAACCGUGACGUCUGUGGUCGUGUGCCCCUGCGCCCGGCCGUCUGCCCAGGGGGUCCUCGGGGUGCAGUAGAGCCAGGAGCCCCAUCUCACCGUGUAAGCCCUGUUACGCUCCAGCUACUGGCCAGUCUGCCCAGUUACUGCUAAUGAUAGUAAGUGUCCCUGAAUACCGACUAGGCGAGCAGUCUCGAGUCUCCCUACGUGGGACUGUAGGAGGAGGUAAAAGGCCACUGUGCGCGGGUCUCUCUCUGGCCCCUCUGUCCUAUUUCAUGUAACUCCCUGGCAUCAUGGAGCAGAAACGUACCCUGGGUGAAUUCCGUCGGUGGUUUUCAGGUAAUCCUAUGCGCCGGUAUCUCGGGUAAAGGCGUUUAUUGAAUGGUAUGUGGAAGGUUUUUACAUUUUUGAAUAUGAAUUAUUUGAAGAUUGUGCUAUUUGUACAUAUUGUUGUUCUAAUUAAAGUUAUAAAGAUGUUGCGA